Rotaria sp. Silwood1 is the source of this 225-nucleotide messenger RNA. Lineage: Eukaryota; Metazoa; Rotifera; Eurotatoria; Philodinida; Philodinidae. The record is from the annotation of a GenBank genome assembly.
AUGAAGAUAUCUAUUCAACAUACAGGUGCAUCAUUAUUGAUUAUUGAAAAUGCUGUACCUAAUAUAUGUGUUGAUUUCGAAACAAUAUCUAAUAAACUUGUGCUAAAAGAUAAUUCUUUUGAAUAUUUAGAUAAGGAUUUAACACAUGAUAAAGAAGCUUUAUGGAUAUCAUUAAUGAAAAGUGAAGAACCUAUGAAAAAAGGCAUUCGUGAACGUUGCAUGUAA